This is a messenger RNA of Melitaea cinxia (Glanville fritillary), 2166 nucleotides long. Its product is annotated as bifunctional purine biosynthesis protein ATIC. Bases 150 to 1934 code for a protein of 594 amino acids. Lineage: Eukaryota; Metazoa; Arthropoda; Insecta; Lepidoptera; Nymphalidae. Gene Ontology annotation, molecular function: phosphoribosylaminoimidazolecarboxamide formyltransferase activity; IMP cyclohydrolase activity. The transcript has 11 exons. Gene Ontology annotation, biological process: 'de novo' IMP biosynthetic process. The record is from RefSeq and is a predicted model, not a curated record. Gene Ontology annotation, cellular component: cytosol.
UGAUUUUUAUGUGAAAACUUAGAACUUUAAAUUGUCUAAAUAAAUAUACUGAUUUUAUAUAAAAUUAUAGUUUGAUUCUUAUACAUUAUUACGUAUUCCGUAUAGUUCCGUUCCGUAAGCCACCGUACUACAAGUUUGAAUAUUCAGUCAUGGCAGCCAAUGGGAAAUUAGCUCUUCUCAGUGUAUCAGACAAAACAGGUCUGAUACCACUCGCAAAAUGUCUCUCAGAGAUCGGCCUAGGUCUCGUCGGUAGUGGAGGAACAGCGACGGCUCUUCGGAAUGCCGGUCUUAAGGUUCUUGAUGUUUCUGAUAUAACUGGAGCCCCGGAGAUGCUCGGAGGACGUGUUAAGUCUUUACAUCCUGCUGUUCAUGCUGGGAUUCUAUCAAGGCUCACUGAAUCCGACCAGGCAGACAUGAAGCGUCAGAAGUUCGACAUGAUAAGUGUAGUGGUGUGCAACCUCUACCCUUUCGUUGAAACAGUGUCUAAACCGGAAGUAACUAUCGCUGAUGCGGUAGAAAACAUCGAUAUCGGUGGAGUUACAUUGCUCAGGGCAGCAGCUAAGAACCACGAUAGAGUUACUGUGGUCUGUGACCCGGUUGACUACGAGAAUGUUAUUCAGGAAUUGAAACAAAGCAAAGAUCAUCAAACUUCUCUGGAAACAAGACAAAAACUGGCCUUAAAAGCAUUCACUCACACUUCUCAAUAUGAUGUACAUAUUUCUGACUACUUCCGGAAACAAUACUCUGCGGGACAAUCUCAACUUACUUUAAGAUAUGGUAUGAACCCACAUCAAAAGCCAGCUCAAGUGUUCACUAUCCUUGACCGCCUACCUCUAACCGUGGUGAACGGAUCUCCGGGUUUUAUAAACCUCUGCGACGCUCUAAACGCUUGGCAACUAGUCAAGGAGCUGAAGGAAGCCCUGGGUCUUCCCGCGGCCACUAGUUUCAAGCAUGUAUCGCCCGCCGGAGCUGCAAUCGGUCUACCCUUGUCUGAGGAAGAGGCGGCGGUGUGCAUGGUGGCGGACGCGCGCGCGCGCCUGUCGCCGCUGGCCAGCGCGUACGCGCGCGCGCGCGGCGCCGACCGCAUGAGCUCGUUCGGCGACUUCAUCGCGCUGUCCGACGAGUGCGACGAGGCGACGGCGCGGCUCGUGUCGCGCGAGGUGUCGGACGGGGUCAUCGCCCCCGCCUACUCGCCCGCCGCGCUCGCGCUGCUGCGCAAGAAGAAGGGCGGCAACUACUGCGUGCUGCAGAUUGAUCCUAACUACACGCCAGACUUGAUGGAACAGAAGACUAUUUUCGGUCUUACGUUAGAGCAGAGACGCAAUGACGCUAAGAUAACUCCAGAUCUCUUCAAAAACAUCGUGACUAACAACAAGGACCUGCCGCCCAACGCUGUGAGAGAUCUCAUCGUUGCAACGAUUGCGUUGAAAUAUACGCAGAGUAAUUCUGUGUGCUUCGCUAGGGACGGUCAGGUGGUGGGCAUCGGCGCGGGCCAGCAGUCGCGCAUCCACUGCACGCGGCUGGCGGGCGGCAAGGCGGCGCUGUGGUGGACGCGCCGCCACCCGCGCGUGCUGCGCACCGCCUUCCGCGCCGGCACCUCGCGCGCCGUCGCCUCCAACGCGAUCGACAACUACGUCAACGGCACCGUCGGAACUGAUCUUCCGCUAGAUCAAUGGAAGAACUUAUUUGAUGGAGAGCCUCCCGCACUCCUCACCGCAGAGGAGAGAGAUGAGUGGGUCAAGAAAAUGGACAAAGUUGCACUUGCAUCCGAUGCUUUCUUCCCAUUCAGAGAUAAUAUAGACAGAGCUGUCCAGUGUGGUGUCGAAUACAUUGGAAGUCCAUCCGGCUCUAACAAUGAUAAAGAGGUGAUCGAUGCUUGCAACGAACACAACAUUGUACUUGCACAUACAAACCUCAGACUGUUCCAUCAUUAAAUUUACCCAUGUGCUGUUUGAGAAAUUUGUGAAAAUUAUAUUUGUUUAUAUCUUAGUAUAGUAAGCAUUACAAGAGUUAUAAACUGUUAAUCAUAAGUUUAUAGGAUAUUUUUAAAAUAAAAAUAUAUUCUCGUGUUUAUUUUAAUAACUAUCGUACAGACUUUUUAUAACUAUAUAUACAUUCCUACUGUCCUUUUGUUACAGUUUUUAAUAAAGUUGAUCUGAUUGAUUA